AAUCACCCGGCGGCGCCUUUGAUCUUGGGGAGGGAGGCGCGGGGCCGGCUCUCCCCGGCGCGCGCACACGCUGCUCUCCCCGGCGCGCGCUUGAUUGCUGGCUCCUUUUUUUCCUCCCCAGCAAAAACCCCUCGGGCGCUGCUGCUGCUGCUGCUGCUGUCUCACUCAGAGCUAGUUAGUUAGUCAAACUUUCCUGAGGCGGGAGAAGGAGGAGGAGGAGGGCCAAGCGAGGGGGCGGGUUUCCCUCUCUGCCUGGGUCCCCCUACCUAACUGCCGCCUUUGAGGGGCAGGAGGUGCAGGCGAGCUCGAGUCCCUCGUUCCUCUCGGAAGGCGCAGGAGGGAGAGAGAGAGAGAGAGAGAGAGAGGGAAGAGGGAGGAGAGGAAGACCCCCAGGCUCCCCGCUCUCCUCUUGGCCGCCCCGGCCCAGAAGUUGGCUGGAGAGAGAGAGAGAGGGAGAGGGAGGGUGCCCCCGACACCAUGCCUCAGCUCAACAGCGGCGUCGGCGACGACUUGGGCGCCAACGACGAGAUGCUGGCCUUCAAGGACGAGGGCGAGCAGGAGGAGAAGAGCCAGGCCAGCGUCUUCCCCGAGGGGGGCGACCUGGCCGACCUCAAGUCCUCCCUGGUCAACGAGUCCGAGGGCGCCCCCAACGCCAGCGCCAACCCCGGCGCCUCCGCGGCCCCGGCAGCCCCCAGCGAGGCCAUCCGGCGCUUGCAAGAUCCUCAGCGGGUCUACGCGGAGAAGCUCCCGGAUCACAUGGAAGAGGGUUUAAAACAUCAAGAUCCAGGGAUGUACAAAGGAUCUGCUUACUCUGGGUACCCUUUCGUCAUGCUGUCUGAUCCUUACCUGCCAAAUGGAUCUAUGUCACCUUUGUCCAACAAGGUACCCGUUGGCCAGCCAUCCCAUGGCGUCCAUCCACUCACUCCACUCAUCCCGUACAGCAAUGAGCAUUUCAGCCAUGGCUCACAUUCACCACACUUGCCAGCUGACAUCAGCCAGAAACAAGGUGUCCACCGCCCUUCUCAAACGUCAGAUAUUCCUGGUUUCUACUCCCUCCCUCCCACUGGGGUUGGACAGAUAACAUCUUCUAUGGGAUGGCAAAGCCAGCCUGUCUGUCCUUUCCAGUCAUGUGGAUUUAGACAGCCCUAUACAUCGGCGCUCUCAGCUGGGGCUACUUUCUCUAGGAUCACACAUCCCUUGAUGCUUGGCUCUGGAAUGCACACAACAGGAAUCUCACACCCAGGCAUCACAUCUCCUGGAAAACAAGAAAUGGAUCAUUAUGACCGAAGCAUGAAAUCACAACCAGAACCAAAGAGAGAGAAGGAAGCCAAGAAACCAACCAUUAAGAAGCCAUUGAAUGCUUUUAUGUUGUAUAUGAAAGAAAUGCGGGCAAAGGUCAUUGCCGAAUGCACCUUGAAAGAAAGCGCCGCUAUCAAUCAGAUUUUAGGAAGGCGGUGGCACGCAUUGUCACGGGAGGAACAAGCCAAAUACUAUGAACUGGCCCGCAAGGAGAGGCAGCUUCACAUGCAGCUCUAUCCAGGCUGGUCUGCAAGAGAUAACUAUUCUUCUUCAGGCUCUUCAUCCCGUGAUCACACAAAGUUUAACUCAGGGCCCCUGGAAUUCAGCAGUACUUCUGGGCCGAUUUCUGCAGCAAGGGGGAAAAAGAAAAGAAGAACAAGAGAAAAGCAGCAAGAUUCAAAUUCAGAUCCUGCCUCUCCUAAGAAAUGCAGAGCUCGCUUUGGCCUCAACCAACAAAUGGACUGGUGCGGCCCAUGCAGGAGGAAAAAGAAGUGCAUUCGGUACCUACAAGGAGGACGCUGUGCCAGCCCAAUUUCUUCCGAUGGAAGUGCUAUAGAUUCCCCUUCUUCCCCUUUGGAUGUGCUUCAGGGCACACCUUCCUCUUUCCCUCCAGACAAGCUUGCAGCCCCUGUGGAUUUGACGCUCCAAAACCAAGCAGACCCUUUCCCCCUACCUGCGCCUAUCGAAACUGCUAGAAGCACAUCAGGACUUACUUCAAAAUGCUCAGCGAUGCCUCGUAUACCUGCUGCAUCUAGAGAAUCCUCAGGGUACAGUGUACUAUCAAUAGGAUCAUAGCACCAGCAGAGCAGCAACCAUCAGCAAGGCUCAUCCUGCACUUUUAAGAGUGGUUUUGCUACCUAGAGAAGCUACCCAAAGCCAACUCCAGCCUCCCAUCGCACCCUCCAGCUGCAGUCUCCAAGCCAGGUGAAAGCCAAGUCAAUAUUUGGACAACACGGGUGCACUGAAAGUGCUUUUCAUUGAAGCAGGGAUGGCAGACACCCCUCUUCACAACGUAGGAAUGAGAACUCAAACUUGAUUCUGGUCAGUACGCAAAUUCUAUGCUUCUUCUACCAAACAAGCUAAAUGCAAAACAGCACAUGCAAGUUUGUAAAUAGUAGCCUGAGAGGUGCUAUACAUUCAUUUUUCUUUCUCAGUGAUAAGUUUCAGUCAUUCAGUAAACAUAUAGGGAUGCCAGAACAGCUGAAAAGCAGUAGGCAAAUGUAAAACGUGGAAUAUAUUACUAUGCUUCACAAGUAGGAAGAACUGCUGAUUCUAAGCAACUGUUUUUUUCAUAGCUGUAAUAAGAUUUGGAUAUGCCAGCAGCAUAGAAAUAGGAAGUGAUAAAAGCAUGUACUGCCUGUUUUAAGGCCUGGCAAGUAUUCUGUUUAUAUACAAAGAUCACAAAUACCUAGUGGCAAGAGUUGUAUGCAUUCCACCCAUUUAUGGUAACAAAUAUGGUAAAUAUUUGUGGUAACAAAAGCUGAAUUAUGCCAUGUUUUAGGUAUGUGAAAGUUACUUAUUCUGAUUCUGCUAGUAAUGGGAAGCAAAAUGUUACUGAAGCCAAUCAGAGAUGGAGCAUGCCAAAGUCAAAUCACAAAUAAUCUUAAGUGAUCUUUCUCUGAAAGGUUCCCAGGACUUACUUGCCAUACUUUCAGUCUUAUCCACACAGCACCAUGCUGUAUGAUGAAAUUUCUGACAGAGAAUGUGACCAAGCCUAUUCACGUUAUAUUGUAUUGCUCUCCCCCCAUGUUGUUUUAUGUAUUUAAAUGAAGUUACCUGAAGAUUUCACCCUCCAUAAUUCCUAAUCCAUCGUAAAUGCUAGGCAAAGCUUAUUGUAAAGAACAGCUGAGAUGUUACUUACCUGAUGCAUUCAUCAGAGCUAGCACUGUUUUCCUCAAAGGAUAGUGACAGGCACUCCCCUGAACAGUUCAUGCAUCUUAAUAAUGUGCAUGGGAAUAUGGAGCUACUGGAGAAAGAAUUGCAAAAUGCAAGACAAUUGUAUUGUGUGUUGAUGGGAAUGCUCCAUCCUCAAGCAGGAACCAAGGACCCAGCCACAGACCUCAAUGUAAGUCAGAGCUUAUAAACACAGAUUCCAUGAACCUAAAACACAGAAUAACUGCCUCCAAAGCACUAAAUGAAACUGCAUACAGUGACUGGCCAGUAAUAUAAUGCUGAACCUUACUAUUGUCUUUCGUCAGGGAUUUUCCCCCUUGACCAGACUCAGACAAAUUGGCACUAUUCAACUUUCUCUACAUUGCAUAGAACUGACACCAAAGAACAGUAAAAACAAUAGUCAUACACUUGAAUUUCUGAAUUUAAGUUUGGAUUUUUCUGGCUUUCCAUUACAAUUCUAUUUCAGAAUUUUAUUUUGAAACUGGAACCAAUAGCAGACAUGCAAAUGUGUGUAUUUGUACUCCGCUAUUGUCCUAUUAUGAUAAAUGAUAAUACUUUCUUAACACCAUGCUGGUGUUAGUUAUUUCAUAUUUUAGCAGUCAUCAUUUUUUUUCCUUUUAGAAAAACAUAUUAUGUGAAGAAGGCAAAGCAGCUAAUAGAACUAGAAACUGCUUGUAGUGUCAGCAUUACUUUCCCAUUUCCACAUUUUGAAUACAAAAUACACACUGUACACAGUAUUGUUGUUAUGACAUGGAAUAAACAAUCUGAAAGCACCUUUUAAAAUAACCAAAUUAUUUUUGUACUUAGGACAAAAGGGCAAGAGCCUGAACUAUUUUUUUUACAUAUUGAAACAGGAUCUCUUUCACCUUAAGACUUGUUUGCACUAGCGUAUUCCCCUCCCUUUAAAUUUUAAAACACAGUCCUAGACAAUGUAUUGCUACAUAAACACUGCGCAGUCAUAGAGACAUGCAUCUACAAAGUCAACGGGAGGUUUGGAUUUGAGGCUGUAGUUGGCCUAUCCAGGCUACCAUGAACAAUUGAAAUACCCUGAUUAACUCAUUUUUUCAGAGACCAAUAGAACAUGCACAUUUUAAGCAUAUACAUUUUCUAGUUAAAUAUUUAUAUAACAUACAAAUCACGUCAUUUUUAUGUAAAAAUAUUUAAAGUGUUUCUGCUGCCUUUCUGAGAUGUAGCACAUUUAUGUUCCCUUUUUGUCAGGGCAGAUCUUUCCCUUUAGUAUAUAUACGCAUAUGUGUGUAUGGUACAGCAUAGGCAAAAAGGACUGCCAGUUAAGAGGUGAAAUAUAUUCCCAUUUUGACUAUCAACGGGAAAACUAUGAGACCAGUUGCAUUACAUCCAUUUUAUUACAUACUUGGGGGGAAAUCCUUGAAGCCACAAGAUAAGGAAUGUAGCAUGCAGCUAGUAAGUCUAUAGCAGUAGGGUUCCCCACUUUUCUUCACUUGGGAAACAUAAUUUGUAACAGAAUGUUGUACAGCUGCCUUAAAAAUGUAAAUUUUUAUAUUAGGGCAAAGACUUCAAUGCAAUUGCUCCAAUUGUUGAUUCUUACCUAUAUUAGGGGAAGGUAUAUAGAAAAUUUAGCUUUGCACACAAAAUUUAAGAUAUAUGGAUAGGAAGUAUUAUGCCUAUACAAAGUAGAAAGAAAAAAUACAGGGAGCAUUCGUCUCUAAAAUUUAAUUUGCGGUCAAUACAGUCCUUUUGUUAUAGAUAAAUGAAAUGGGCCAGUGUUAUUUAAGCAAGUACUCUACAAAAGUCUGCAAAGUUGCUACAUAAGAAACUUCAGGAAAGAGGUAGAGAGGAAAUACCUAAUCAUCCAAACAAUUCAACAUAACAGCAAGAAAUGGUUCAUCAUCCUAACUUACAUGAGUUUCAGGCCAGAAUGUUGGAAACGCAUCUCAUUUUUUUUACCGUUUGAAAUGCCAACUUGAAAUUUUCAGCUGACAUCUGGCAGUUGCAUUGGACAACUUAGUAAAAAUAUGGUUGCACCAUGGAAACAAACUGUUAAUUCUAUAUAGCCCAAUGUAAUGAAAAUUGCUAAAUUCCUAUUUGGAGAAACGUUAUUUGUUGACUAAUAGGGGAGGAAAUUAUGGUGAGGUAGGAAGAACAGUUCCUUACAUUGCUUUCAUUCAAGCAACAUGAGAACUAAAACAGAAUAAGCAAGAAGGUUCAGUAUUAAGUCAUUUGAAUGAAAGCAAAACUGGGCCUCAGAACUUUUAUUUUACCUGCAAAAGAAUUGGUAUUAACAUAAUAGUGUUUUGAAACUCUCCUACAGGUGCCACUAAAUGUCUCUUACCUUACCAGGAUCAGGGAUUGCCCUCUCCUCCCAAGCUCAAAGCUACAUAUAAAUUCUGUAAAACCUUCUCACCCCAAGCCAGAACAAUCAUAGAUCUAGGUUCGUUAGGAAUAAAUAGCUCACUCCUCAAAAUAGUGUUGGUUAGGCAAGCUCUGUGUUGAUAAGUGAAAGAUUUACAUUUUUGUCAUUAGGAAACCCAGUUGUUUUUACACACACUAACUCUUACAAAUACUCCUUUAAGCAACCAAUACACUCUCCUUCCCAAAAAAAAGUCACUGAAAUGCCAAAAAGUAGAUUUUUAGAUAUGCUAUAUGAAGUUUUUUUGUUUCAGUACAUUUAUGUCUUUUUUUAAAAAAAUGAAAGCUUUGCCCUUCAUGUUUUAUUCCAGUCUUUAUGUUCAAUUGCAGUUCUUUUAACAUACUUGAUUUCCUGAAACCUGUCUGAAUGUACAAGUCAUGGAAAUACCACUUUUAACGAGUCACAUAAAAUCGCUAUAUGUAUGUAGCAGGGAAAAUGUCUUUCAUUUGUUCAACUAUCAACUGUUGUAAUUUUUUUUCCUGAGCUUGUAUUUUUGCUUUUAUGUUCAAAAUUUCUUUAUGGCUUUAUAAAUAAAAAUAUUCCAGUCUGUCUAUUCAAAAAUGGACAACUGGAAAAUAUAAUCCUAUAAA
Anolis carolinensis (green anole) is the source of this 6171-nucleotide messenger RNA. It is a transcript of the gene tcf7, whose product is annotated as transcription factor 7. Gene Ontology annotation, cellular component: beta-catenin-TCF complex; chromatin. Gene Ontology annotation, biological process: canonical Wnt signaling pathway; regulation of transcription by RNA polymerase II. Lineage: Eukaryota; Metazoa; Chordata; Lepidosauria; Squamata; Anolidae. The record is from RefSeq and is a predicted model, not a curated record. The transcript is spliced from 13 exons. Bases 478 to 2094 code for a protein of 538 amino acids. Gene Ontology annotation, molecular function: RNA polymerase II cis-regulatory region sequence-specific DNA binding; DNA-binding transcription factor activity, RNA polymerase II-specific.